Messenger RNA from Cooperia oncophora, 990 nucleotides. The record is from the annotation of a GenBank genome assembly. Lineage: Eukaryota; Metazoa; Nematoda; Chromadorea; Rhabditida; Trichostrongylidae.
AUGUCAACGGAACUGUCAAAGGCAUCCCUUUCACACGUGCUAGAUACGAUAAAAGUACAGGGAAAAAGUUUCGAUCGUCCUCGAGAGCAGAUAAAUGAACGAACAGCCUGGAUCGACGGCUCGUUUGUGUACAGUGUCGUGGAGGCAUGGGUAGCAUCAAUGAGAUCAUAUGAGAAUGGCACGUUCAAGGAGGGCCCUGAGAAAGGGUACCCACAACGAAAUGAGGCCAAUAUUCCGCUGGACAACCCUCCACCUCCACAAGCACAUCGGCUACUCAGUCCUAACCGUCUCUUUCUUCUUGGUGAUCCACGGGUCAACGAAAAUCCGGGUCUCCUUUCUAUCGGUAUCAUGCUCUAUAGAUGGCACAACGUAAUGGCCAAAAGAAUGCAAAAUGAACACCCUUCAUGGACUGAUGAAGAGCUUUUUCAAGCUGCUCGAAGAUGGGUAAUCGCCACAAUUCAGAAAAUCAUCUAUUACGACUUUCUUCCUGUACUGAUCAACGAGGAGGUAGCGCCAUACAAUGGAUACAAAGCUAGUGUUCCACCUGGAAUCUCGCACUCGUUCGCUGAUGUAGCGUCUAGAUUCGUGUACACCAUCAUUCCUCCAGCAAAUAUUCUUCGAAAAAAUGUAGAAGGCUGCGAAUUCCGUGAAGAAGUCGGCAACUUUCCUGCUCUUCGUCUCUGCCAGAACUGGUGGAAUGCUCAAGACGUCGUGCAGGAGUAUUCAGUGGAUGAGUUCUUGCUUGGAAUGGUUUCCCAAGUGAGCGAAGCCGAAGAUAAUAUUGUUGUGGAGGACUUGCGAGAUUUCUCUUACGGUCCUUUGCAUUUCUCACGUGUGGACGCUGUGGCUUCAACGAUUAUGCGAGGGCGUGAUAGCGGCAUCUCCUCGUACAACGUACUCAGAAAGAAAUUCAAUUUACCGGAAAAGGAGUGGAGUACGAUCAACCCGCAGCUGUACGAAACCAACAAAAUCGUAGGUCUCAUUUCCUAG